AUGGGUGCCGACGGAGGGAGCAUCGCAGGCCGCUCGGACAUGGUCCGCGUGCGAGCUAAACAAGGCGCGACCUCAGAAUCAUCAGCUGCCUCGAGUCACGCGCAAGCGACCACAUGUCGACUCUCUGGCAAGCCGUUAAGGGCGGGCAAAGGAGAAGUUGUGGCCGACGCGCUCGGAAGGAUGUACAACAAGGAGGAAGUGUUGAUGCACCUGGCCGAGCGUGCAAAGGAUAGCAGAGGACCCCUGAGCCACGUUAAGCGUCUCAGCGUAAGUCCACGAGUAGAUCGUCAUAUCGGCACGGGCGCAUUUCGUGAAGCUGAACACCUUGCGUCCUGACCUACUUUGGCUCCCGACAGGAUGUGACAGUCCUCAACCUGACGCCGUCAAAGUCAGCGUCGUCCAUCAAGCCCAGCACUGCCUCUUCGUCGGAUAUCGCAGUCCCUUUUGCGUGUCCUCUAACGUCCAAGUCGCUGAACGGCAAGAGCAGGUUCAUCUACCUGACCACUUGUGGUUGCGUCAUGUCUGAAUCUGGGCUCAUCGCCACUGUUGGAGACGCCAGGAAGCGCAAUCGCGCGGACCGCGACGGGCAAUCCAGCACUGGCGCCAAGCGCAAGGCGUCAGCUGUCGAGUCUGACAAAGAAGGAGAACCUUAUCGAUCAUCACAUUCCAGCCCCGAAGAGGAGGAUGUAGCGGGGACAUCCUGCCCAGUCUGCGGCAAAGCCUUCACGCUAGCAACGUCGACGAAGGAUCAAAUAGAAGGUGCGGGCGAGUCGAAGCAUGCGAAAACUCAGAUGAGCGAUCACACACUGCCUGGUGGCGAUGUGAUCGUCAUCAAUCCAGACGAAGCGGAGGAGCAGGUCAUGCGUGGCAGACUAGACAGACGCUUGGCAAUGGAGGCAGAGGAAAAGGCCAAAAAGAAGGCUGCGAAGCGUGCCCAGGCCGACCUUGCGCCUGGCGCGGAUGUCACGAGCCAGGUCGUGCCGCAGGACAAGGAAGAGAAGCGGAUUCAAAAAGAUGCGAAAAGAGCUGCCAAGCUCGCGGCCUUGGCCAAGGCGACGUCAGCGGCAAACGACCUUGUCGAGCCAGACUUGAAGCGCGCACGGCUGGACUAUGCCGAACCUAAUUUGGAAGGAAAAUCGCGCGCCCCUGCUGCUACCUCUGCUGCUGCGGCCAUUGCACGGCUGGCGAAGGAGUCGGCGGCGAAGAGGGCUCGAGGAGAGGGAAUGAGCGAAGCGAUGAAGCAGGUGUACGGGAUCGGUCAGGAGCGUAAAAAGACGCAAGGUAGCGAUUGGAUGACCAAGGGCACCUUCAAUCGGUGAGUAGAAGCACCCGACGCUUUUGAAAGGAGGAUAUCGACCGCAGCUGACAUUAGCUUCAUAUUUACUCAGUUUUGCCUGA
This is a messenger RNA of Ceraceosorus bombacis, 1398 nucleotides long. The record is from the annotation of a GenBank genome assembly. NCBI's taxonomy places the organism in Eukaryota, Fungi, Basidiomycota, Exobasidiomycetes, Ceraceosorales, Ceraceosoraceae.